AUGUCGAACUCUCUGAGAGGACUGUCAAGGAUGAUCCAAAAUGAGAAGGAUGCGUGGGUUACACGGUACAGGACUACCUUGUUCCUUCUUACCACGACAACAACACAACAGAAACCUGUUGGCACAACCGCACCUUCUCACCAAGCUAUGCCUAAUGAUGAACAAUGGUCUCGACCGAUUCCCAGGGACUAUCUUUUGUCGAGAAUGUGGGGAGAGCGUAAAAGCUAUGAUCCAGACAACACAGUGCGACAGAAAUACGAGAGUCUCCCAGAGGUCACACUCUCUGCCUACGACGAGAUCGGCCGAGAAGAAUCAAGCAUUCCAGUACUAAAGCAGCGGGCAUACACUGGUAGGAUAUUACCAUCCGUGAUCGCGGAUACUCCUUGCGCUGACCUAGGUGUCGAUGGAAUGUUGGGCAAGUUCGAUGGCCCAUCCCGCACUCCAGACAGCCCACUAUACAAGGCAUGCGAAGACUUUGUCACGAAAAGUUGCGACUUUGGCACUGCCUACGCUCAUUUGCGCCCGCGUCUAUACGAUAUCAUCAGUAUCGGACAAGUCAGCGAUGACAUGAAAGCACGGGAGGACGAUGAAAAGAUGCGACAGAAUAUGUGCAUCAAUAAACAGAUCACUGACGCACCCCCUAGGCGUGUCUGGGAUCUGGUUGCUAAUCGGGUCAUGCCAUGGUGGAUAAAACGCAAAUUCCCGUGGGCCAUAUCACACACCUGGGUGGACGAUAACGAUCUCAAGGGGGAGAUGACACCAAUAAAUGGAUAUGAAUGGCCCGUGCCGAUGCCGAAAGAUGCGGACCUCAAUCUAAUCAGGAUCGAGAUGCUCAGGCUCGGGGCGGAGUAUGCCUGGUUGGAUAUUCUGUGUUUGAGGCAGCAGGGUCAGGGCGAGGACCCACGCGGUAACCCAAGCCAGGAGGAGUGGGAUCGUAGGGAGGCUCUGCGCAAGGAGGAGUGGAAAGUCGACAUUCCAACGAUCGGGUGGAUAUAUCACAAGAGCAAUCAGGUGGUGUGCUACUUCAGCGGGCUGGGUCUGCCCCUGAGUUUCAAGCCUGGCGACUUUGAGAGCGAUCGGUGUUGGUUCAACCGAGCGUGGACGCUUCAGGAGAUCACCAAAAACUCGGUCGUUGCUGGGAAGACCCGUGACGAUAACAGGGUCGACGAGAGGUUCAUGACAGAGGACAUGCGAAAGGUGUUCGAUGAGAAACUGGCAUCUUUGAAGGAGAUACGUAGAGAAGACUCGAUACUUGACGUCUUGUUGCAAAUGCAGAAGCGGAAAUCAACUAAACUUGUCGAUAAAGUUGCCGGGUUGGCUUACCUCUUCUACUCGCAGUACAUCCCAAUCUACGAUGCAGACCAGUCUGAAGAGGAUGCCUGGACCGAACUGGUGAAUAUCACGCAGUGGCGGUUUCGUGGAGAGUUAUUCUUCUGCUACCCUGGACCUGGGAACGGAAACAAAAUCUGGUGUCCAUCAUGGAGGCAGGUAAUGAUGGAGAACCUUUCCGGGUUGAUAUUACCUUUGCAUUUGGACAUAUAUGGCCGCGACAGCGUAUAUCUCGGGCGGAAGAAGGAAGAUGGAGACUACUAUGAUGGACCCUAUAUCGACUCAUGCAGAGUACGGGGAUUGUCUGACGAAUCAACUCCAGAGACGCCCCGACAUGGAGAAUUAGAUGUCACUGAUCGUUCCGGGGAAAAUUAUACCUUCGAAAUUGUCGCCAACCACACAUUCCCAAUACCCGAUGGCCUGUAUACACUCAUAGGCACCUCUAGCUAUCCCUAUUUCAGAGUAGCGGUCAUUGGGAAAAUAGAGGGACCCGAAAAGAAGUUUAGGAAAGUGUCAGUGAUCAAUAUGGGCGAUGAAGAAACAGCGAAGAUUAACAGGCUUCACGUCAAGACGUACAAUAAUAUGACUUGUCUCCUUUGA
Molecule: messenger RNA, 1929 nt
Organism: Desarmillaria tabescens
Lineage: Eukaryota; Fungi; Basidiomycota; Agaricomycetes; Agaricales; Physalacriaceae
Exons: 4
Coding region: 1-1929 (642 amino acids)
Source: RefSeq, a predicted model, not a curated record